CGCUCCGGUACACACGGGUCUGGACCAAGAAGGUCACGGUUAGAUCGCGACGAUCUCCAGCGAACAGUGUUUGUGCAAACGUCGAGCCAGCGGGUUGACUUUCUAACACUGGGCGCUCUCCAGAUCUUCCCUUCCGCGUUGGGUGUUUGCUUCGUUGUUUUUUUUUCGUGGGUCGGAAGGUGGUCGUCCGGGACUUGAUCUCCCGGUUUUUUGUGGGUGUGAAAAGAAGUUUGGUUGUUUGUUUUUGUGUGAUCGCGAUUUUUCGGUGAGGACUUUUCGGUAACGUUGGUCUUGUCCAUAUCUGCCCCGUCGGUACUUGCGGAUAAACGUGUGCAAUAACAACCCUUCCGAUGUGCCUGAACGUUGAAGAUUCGUUAUAUUGUUGAAGCAGUUAAUCAGAGAAUUUAUGGUACUGAUCGAAGAUCAUCCGCCGAUGCAAACUCUGCUUUGUUGCGAUCGCUGUGUGCAAUGACGUCCAAUUGAACCGAGUGAUAAUAGUGUUGUGAAUUGCAAAUGAGAUUAAAUGCAGAGUAAAACGGAUUGUGAAUCAUCGAGUGACAGCUAGAUGCAAAUCUGAAUAUCAGAAAGUCGGUUAGAGGUAAAGAAGAGAACAUGGAAACCUGCGUGCUGAUACCGCAGGAGUUUGCCCUGGCAGUGACGGGCCUUGGGGCGCGCAACUCCCGUGACCAGACGGCAACCGUCUGGUCCAAUACGACGAUCCCGCAGGGAACGCUCUGCUAUCCCUUCCAGGGAACGGUCCGGAUCGACAAUCUGGACGUCUACAGCUACGUGGAUGAGGACGAUAUUCGCCACCGCUUCGGGCUGUACGACGAGAUCACCACCGUGAACGGACGGCGCGUUCGCCACUGCAACUGGAUUCGGUUCCUGCGGGUUUCGGAAACCUACGGACCCCAAGUGAACAUCGUCUGCGCCAAGGUGAAAGGUGAACCGAUCUACGAAAUCGUGAAACCGAUCCCCUCCCAUCAAGAACUGGUCGUGUACUACCUUCCCGAAGGACCGGAAGAGCUGUUCUUCAUCCGAAUGCGAAGCCAACUGUACCGACAGACCAUGGAUUCGAUACUGGAAGACUCCCCCCUCGAUCUAUCCACCUCGCUGCUCUCGCGGGUAAUGCUUCCGAUCUCACCCCCGUCCGGUACGGAGGACGAACGCAAAUCCGUGUCCGGUGACAGUUCGAUUUCCAUCUCGUCCGGGGCGAGCACCAGCGGCGGCGAUCUGGACACCUGUUCCGCCCUCCAAGCGCCCCGCAGCUCCCCGAAAGCGCGACCCUCCCGGGGGGAACGGGCCAUGCUGCCCUGCGAAGUGUGCGGCAAGGCUUUUGACCGGCCUAGUCUGCUCAAGAGGCACAUGCGGACGCACACCGGCGAGAAACCGCACGUGUGCGGCGUCUGCGGGAAGGGAUUCAGCACGUCCAGCUCGCUGAAUACGCACGUGAGGAUCCACAGCGGCGAAAAGCCGCACCAGUGUCAGGUGUGCGGCAAACGGUUUACGGCCAGUUCUAAUCUGUACUACCAUCGGAUGACGCACAUCAAGGAUAAACCGCACAAGUGCAGCCUCUGCUCCAAGUCCUUCCCGACGCCCGGCGAUCUCAAGUCGCACAUGUACGUCCACAACGGAUCGUGGCCGUUCAAGUGUCACAUCUGCUCACGAGGCUUCUCCAAGCAGACGAACCUGAAAAAUCACCUCUUCCUGCAUACCGGUGACAAACCGCACGUUUGCGAGGUGUGCAACAAAUCGUUCGCCCUGGCCUGCAAUCUGAAGGCGCACAUGAAAACGCACGAGGAAGGCGCCCAGGAAGGUCUUCCGCAGUCGCGAGCGCCCAGCAGCGCCGGCCAGCACAGCCACAGCGAGGGCGAGGAGUCCAGUCCGCCGCUCUCCUUCGACAAGGCCACCGAGGAGCGACUGAACUUCUCCAAACAUCUGCUGUUCUCCAACUACACCAAGCAGAUGCUGUCCGGAGUGGGCUGAGGUUCGCGCUUGCAGCGAAGGCAAGGCGAUGAGGCCCUUCGUCGUCCCAUCUUCAUCCAUCUUAGUCCGUUCCGUUCGGCUGCGAGUUCCUCCCUGGGAAAUGCACGCUUCCGCGCAGAUCGCGUAAUCGGUCUCCGAGCACGGGAAGGGAACAUGGGGAACUGCAGCUCCUCGCGCCAACUAAAACCAACUGUCUAAUAAGAGUAGGAAUGAAUCUAAAAACCGCACUGAGUGUUUAAUAGUUUUUCUUUAUUCACGCCCCUAAGUGUAUGUUUAACUGCAUCAAUGUACAUUAAUUUUCUAAUGUGUGACAGCCAGGAGCUAGUUGUAUUUAAAGUUCAUUUGUUCGGAACCGUUUUUUCGUUUCGUUUGCUAGUUGAUAGGGAAAAUAGGCGAUCGUUCGUCGACUGGGUUUUGUGGUUCUCAUCCGUGAUUAGGUCGUCGGACGCACUGCUGCUUUGUAAAUAAUUCGAUUCUACGAUGUCAUAAAUUAAUACCCUAAGGUUGUGUGAUUGAUCCCUCACUCCCCACUUCCAAAUUGUAUCAGUAUCUGAGAAGGAAAUAUGCAAAUAAUAAAACGUGUACAGUAACUGUCGAAAUAAUUGAAA
This is a messenger RNA of Armigeres subalbatus, 2594 nucleotides long. RefSeq names its product zinc finger protein 235-like. The transcript has 5 exons. The record is from RefSeq and is a predicted model, not a curated record. Lineage: Eukaryota; Metazoa; Arthropoda; Insecta; Diptera; Culicidae. Gene Ontology annotation, cellular component: nucleus. The coding region runs from base 613 to 1986 and encodes 457 amino acids. Gene Ontology annotation, biological process: regulation of gene expression.